GCGCGGGCCUUCGUGGCGCGAGGACGUGCCCCCCCGGCUGUCGCGCGUCCGCCGGUGGCGAGAACACUAGUGCGUGCGUGCGUGCCGUGCGUGCCUCUCUCUCUCUCUCUCUCUCUCUCUUUUUCUCUCGUGUGUCCGGCUUUCCACUGUAUUUCCUUUUCUCCCUUUCUCCUUUUCCUCACGUUUUUACUCCACUUUUCUCUCGCCCGCUAUCGAUCCUCGCUCCCCCGAGUGCGUGCCCCGCUAUAAGCCGCGAACGCGGAAACUUUGGAAACUUUCGCAUUCUCUUUUUCUCGUGCCCUCCCUCUCCCUCCCGCCCCUCCUCACGCUUCCGCGUCGCGCGAACAUCCUUCUCUCGCCCCCGCGUGUGUAUCUAAUCCGUUUGCAAUACUUUCCUCCGGUCGUCUGCCGCCGGCUCUUAACGCGACUGAUCUGAGCAGAUAAUCGGCCGGAUAACAAUGCGAACCGCGAUCGUGCAUCGGCCCAAGAGGCCUCGAGAACUACCGACAACAUAAAUCCGAGCCCCUCAAAUCGUGUCACAUCUCUCUCGUCGAAAACAAUCGCCAGUAAAAUACUUGUAUCGACGGCGUGACGGAAAAGAACGACGACGACGACGACGACGACGACGACGAGAACGACGGUGAUUUAACGAGAUAGGCGUCGCGUCGCACGCGCGGCACCCGGCGAUACAUCGCGGGGGCGCGACGCUUUAAUCGCUAAAAGAAAGAAAGAAAAUCAUGCAUCUCCUGACGGCGGCCGGCGCCGAUAUCGUUCCCGCACGCAGCAUCACCGAGAAUGUAUCGCUGGACAGCGAUGUUGGCUCGUGCGGAUCCGAGAAGUGCGGCGGCAGCAGCAGCAGCAGCAGCAUCAGCAACGGCAGCAACAACGGAUGCAGUAGCGGAAUCCGCGACGGCGUCGGCUACGCCAGCGGCCACGACCGCGGCCAACGGUACAACAGCAGCGACAGCAGCAGCGAUAACGGCUACGCUAGCGACGAUUUCUGGGCAUGUACGUCUUCUACCCGGCGGACGAGCUCCUGCGUAUCUAUGAAAAUCCGAUUCGGGAUCAGUCCGUGCCAUUGACUGUCAACGACGCAGCGGCUGUGAACGUCGAUUACGAGGAGAUAAAUCAGCAGCAUUAUCAGCAGCAGCAGCAGCAGCAAUCGCAGCAGUCGCAUUAUCAGCAGCAGCGAAUCGUCGUCGCGAACGACGUCCGCAAGCGCAAGGAGAAAAAGCGAGAGAUUAGUCAGCCGGCGGCGGCGGCCAGCAGGAGGCAAACCGUGCGUAACGGCGACGGCAGCGACGCCGGCAGGAAAGAGGGACGCCGAAACGAGGAACAGCACGCCAGGACUAUGCAAAAUAAUCGUGCCUCCGGCUCCGAAGAAGCCGCCAACCAUCCCCUCAAGGACCUCACGCAGCCGAGUCUCAACGAGCCGCUCAAGCAGCACAAUGGCGUCGCGCUCAAACUCGUCCAGACGGUCUCCGAGUUCGCCCAGGAGUUGGGCGCCGCGAUGGAGAGCCACUCGGCGAACGUGCGACGUCUGGUCGAUGAAUUUCGCAGUCGAUCGGGCGACUCGAGAAUCGAUGUCGGCGGUAUGCGACGAGUUUGGGAGAGUUUGCUGCGGCAGGUCGAAGCGGACGCGGCGUCUCACCUCGAUCUGGCCGCGGUGCUGCAGCAGCAGCUGUCGAGGCCCACCUUAGAGGCGAGCUUCCACCGAAAGCUGCAAUCUAGGAAGGUGUUCGCCCAUCGCGACGCUUACGAGCAGGUAGUUAGCAAGACGGAGGAGAAGUUGCAGCGUGCCAGAUUGGAUUACAAGCGCGCCUACGCCGCGUUGCUAACCAACGAGGCCGGCGGUGUCGAGCAGGAGCUGAAGCGCGCUUACCUCGAGUCGCACAACGCCUACAUCCUGCAGCUACGCGCCACGAACGCCAUUACCGAGCGCUAUCAGUUCCAUUGUCUGCCGGGUCUGCUGGGCGAGAUUGCGGAGGUCUACGAGGAACUUUGCGGAUUGGCCUGCAAAUGCGUCGCCGGGAUCUCGGACGCGGCCGGCGAGCGUUCCGGCGAGCAGGCCAAACGUUAUCAGGUCGUGGCCAAGGAAGCGCAGACGGUUGUACCGUCGAACGAUCUGCAGGCCUUGGCGCGAAAUCUAUCCGCGAACGCGACGCCGAGGAAGCCGCCGCGACGCCUGUACGUCGCGCCGGCACCACCCGAGCAGAUACCGAUGGAGAGAAUCAGUCAAAUACCCACGCUCAGGGACGAGCUGGUACCGACGGGCACUAGCACGCUCCCGCUCAUGGAGGACCUUAAGCGCGAGUACGACAGCCUCAGCCAGGAAAUAGGCCGUCUGCAAGACGCUCUGGACGCACUCGUGCGAAUGCAGCGCAAGAGCGCCGAGAGUAAUCUUUACACGAAAGUGGCCGAGCUGCAGGAAGAUAUUUCUCUGAAGCGCCUCGACCUCGGCGUGGCGCAACUGCGUCUAGCCGCAGUGCAAGCGCAGAAGGAACUUUUCGGGGGUGGCGAGGCCGGUCAACCGGAUGGGGUGACCAGUCGGAAGAUGUCGAACGGUUCGACCGGAAGCCCGAAGCUGAAAUGGCUGAAGGCGUUCAAGAGCCUGAAGACGAGCUCGCCCACGACACCGCCGUUGUCCGACAAAGGAAAGCAGGCAACCAUGUACCACGCAGUUUCCACCGUCGUCGCCAUGUCCAGGAAGAGCCUCGAGUCCGAGGGCGGGCACACUUGGCGCGAGAACACGUACCGGAAGAUCACGCCGUGCGACGCGUGCGGCCAGGUGCUGCGCGGCCACAGCCGCCAGGGCGUCCGGUGCCGCGGCUGCAAGGCGAACGCGCACACGGACUGCAUCAACAUGGUGCAGCCGGCGCUGUGCCCGAGCCUGGCGCCGAAGAAGGGCGGCGGCAUACCGCUUCUACGCCGUCAGAAGACGCAGGUGCCCGCCGACGAGAUGCCGGCGUCGUCUGAGCACAACGUGGACGCCAUAUACCAGGUGCUGAAGCAGGCAGGCGAGAUACGUGGAAACUCGACAAACUCACCACCUACGCCUCCCACAGCAGAACAUCCCCCCUCCGGUGCAGCACCUUCGUCAGCGAGGGCCUCCUCCCAUCCCUGUUCCUCGUCCACCUCUGCACCGCAUAGUCCGCAACGUAGACGCGAGAGGCUGAACCUGCGGAUGAAGAGUCUCAGCUUGGAUUCGCCGGAAGGCACCGCGCACGUGCGGCACCGUCCGCGGGAUUAUUAUGCCGCGGGUGCAAGAGAAACCACACCGCCCCGACAUUCUGACAGCGGCAGUAUCAACAGGCUGUCGCCCUGCAGCCCGGGCCAGAGCCACGGGAUGCACAAACACGUGCGAAGCGCCAUCCGGAUGUCCAGCAUGGAGCUGCCGGACGACAACGAGAAGUCGUACUCGUCGGCGAGCACGUCGCCGUGCCCGUCGCCGCACACCAACAAUCAGAACCACCUGAAUCCACCCGGCAAGCGCGUCCUGCCGCCGAACAACCUCUACGUCGUUCUGUACAACUUCGAGGCGCGACAUCCAGACGAGCUGGACCUCAAGGCCGGUUACAAGAUCACGGUGAUCGACAAAUCCGAGAAGGACUGGUGGAAGGGCAAGUGUCUCGGUGGCCGUGCCGGUUAUUUUCCAAGUGCGUACGUUAUGCGGGUGGAAUCCGGUCAAAGGACUCUUCAGGUCACGCGCAACCUGCAGCUGGCUGAUCAAACUCUACUGCGAGAUCAGAUCGUGAUCCAAGUGGGCGAGGAGGUGGACGGGGUGGCGAUGGUGAGAUGCGCGGCGGACGUGCGUUCCGCCGAUCACACGGGCAAGGAGGGCGACGUUCUCUACAAGGAGAUCCUCUGCCCCCUCAAGUACCUGCAGGAGGUGUGA
Molecule: messenger RNA, 3895 nt
Organism: Wasmannia auropunctata (little fire ant)
Lineage: Eukaryota; Metazoa; Arthropoda; Insecta; Hymenoptera; Formicidae
Gene: Stacl
Exons: 15
Coding region: 1007-3895 (962 amino acids)
Biological process (GO): skeletal muscle contraction; positive regulation of protein localization to plasma membrane; positive regulation of voltage-gated calcium channel activity
Cellular component (GO): extrinsic component of cytoplasmic side of plasma membrane
Molecular function (GO): protein binding
Source: RefSeq, a predicted model, not a curated record